Messenger RNA from Adelges cooleyi (spruce gall adelgid), 1375 nucleotides. RefSeq names its product iron-sulfur cluster assembly scaffold protein IscU (gene IscU). The record is from RefSeq and is a predicted model, not a curated record. Gene Ontology annotation, molecular function: ferrous iron binding; 2 iron, 2 sulfur cluster binding. NCBI's taxonomy places the organism in Eukaryota, Metazoa, Arthropoda, Insecta, Hemiptera, Adelgidae. The transcript has 6 exons. Bases 386 to 847 code for a protein of 153 amino acids. Gene Ontology annotation, biological process: iron-sulfur cluster assembly; intracellular iron ion homeostasis. Gene Ontology annotation, cellular component: cytoplasm; mitochondrial matrix.
ACAGCAGCUGUUGUCAGUUGUCUGAGUUAAUGAUAACAUAUAUAUAAUAGCUAUUAUUAAUAUUCAUUGUUUAACAUUAACAAUAAUAAUAAUAAUAAUAAAGCUUCAUAAAAGUCAAACCGCAAACAACAAAGACGGUCUACGUUCUACUGCUUCUACAACUGUAGACAAUUUUGAAAAGCUAUAUACCAAAGCCUUUACAAAUUGCAUUUUUACGCAGCAAUCAUUAAAUUAUUAUCAUCUUUUAUUGUGCAAUAGCUGAUAUUAUUUUUUUGUAGACAAUUCACUGUGUGCAAAUCGCAGGCGUACCUAUAUUCGUCUUAUGAACAAAACUAUUUAUAAUUACUUGUGGCAUGCAAGUUUCUAGUGAGCAGCUUGUACGAAAAUGUUUUUGAGUAAAGUACCGCGAAAUGUUGUGAGGAAGACCAACUGUGUCCCACAACUGUUUUAUCACAAAAAUGUCAUCGAUCAUUAUGAAAAUCCACGUAAUGUUGGAUCAAUGAAUAAAAGUGAUAAGAAUGUUGGAACUGGAUUGGUUGGUGCUCCCGCGUGCGGUGAUGUUAUGAAGUUACAAAUUAAAGUUGAUGACGCUGGUAAAAUAAUAGAUGCUAAAUUUAAAACGUUCGGUUGUGGCUCAGCAAUUGCAUCCAGUUCAUUAGCAACAGAGUGGGUAAAAGGAAAAACUGUGGAUGAAGCGCUUUCAUUAAAAAAUACAGAUAUUGCUAAAGAACUUUCGCUGCCUCCCGUUAAACUUCAUUGUUCAAUGUUAGCAGAGGAUGCAAUAAAAGCAGCACUUUCUGACUAUCGAAUUAAACAACAGGAAAAGAACUCUGAAGAAGAGAAAUAAUUUUAAACAUUUUGUAAAUUAGUAGAUUAUUUAUUUUUAGCAUUGUUUAGGUUAUUGUGGAAGUCCAGUUUUGAAUAAUUGUUGUUUCGUUUAAUUAAAAAAACAAAUAAUAGGAAUACUAAAAAUUUGAGAAAUUCAAAUAGGAUUUAUACACAAUUUUUAUUGAAAUAUUAAAAAUCAAUUGCCACAUCAACUUAGAAAAGAAGCCGAUAAACUCUAUUUAUACAGAAUUUAAAUUGGAUCAUCUCAAGUAGAUUUGGCUUUGCAAAGGGGACAAAUUGGAGCAUUGCGAUGUAUUUGUUGAUGGCACGACAAACAUGAUUUCAUUGGUGGAGGUUGCUGCCUGAAAUAAUAAUAUACUACCAUUAAUUAAUAAAUAAACACAAUUUUACUUUAGAAUAUUACAAUUUUAACUAUUAUAAUUGAUAUUUAUAAAAUAAUAAAUAAAGUGUUUGAAAUGUUUACUAAAAUGAUGAACUUGUUUGUGUUCAUGUACAAUGCGCAAAAAUAAACUAACACUUAACUUCA